Messenger RNA from Stegostoma tigrinum, 1408 nucleotides. Its product is annotated as SLAM family member 7-like. Bases 59 to 1096 code for a protein of 345 amino acids. The record is from RefSeq and is a predicted model, not a curated record. The transcript is spliced from 6 exons. NCBI's taxonomy places the organism in Eukaryota, Metazoa, Chordata, Chondrichthyes, Orectolobiformes, Stegostomatidae.
CUAUUACAAACCUACCUGGUCUCUAUUUCGGAUCUCUCUCUCACACUCAAGGGCAGGUAUGGAGCCCAAGCCUAACAAAACAGGACUGCUGGCCUUUCUGCUCCCGCUGAUCAUGGGCUGUGAUCAAGCCAGGAGCCUGGGAGGAAGUGAGAUUGUGAAUGUGACUAUUGACCAGGGACACUCCAUUGCCACAUUGGGAGGGAGAGUGCGGUGGGCGGUUAGCAUGACCCCAGCCCCGAGCAAGGGCACCAUCACCUGGAGGCACAAGGGCAGCAUCACAGUGAAAAUUGCAGAGCUCAGGCUGGACGCCAACAAAUCACUUAUCCACCCAGCAACACCAUUUUCGGGAAGGAGUCACGUCUUCCCAGACUACAGCCUGGAGGUCGAGAACCUGACAUCGAAGGACGCGGGAGAAUAUACGGUGACGCUGAGCGAAGGGCCCUGGGAGUUGACAGGAUCCACCCACCUGUUCAUCUUCGAGCCAAUCAGACGGACUGUGAUCCGAACGGAGAAUGCCAUCUUCACCAACCAGAGCUGUGUCGCCUCCUUCAGCUGUUUGACUGAGGGGGGAAGCACAGUGAGUUACACCUGGAGGACAGGGGUCCAGUGGGAGACUGUGUUGGGGUCGAAGGAGCAUCUCCAGGUUUCACUGAAUGGAAGCUCCAACCUGUCAGCUCUGGUGUGCAUCGCCUCGAACCCUGUCAGCUCGCAAAAUGCCACGGUCGACCUGACGACGACUUGUGUAGUCGAAUAUCCAGAGACUGCCCUGCUGAGCUCGGGACCAUUUUCCAUCUCGAUUGUGAGUUUCGGAGGAUGUUUUUUCCUCUUGUUGGCAGCCAGCAUUGUCUAUUGGACACACCGGAGCCGGAGGGGCCGCUGGGUGAACAGAGCCCCAGUGUUAGUUAGUAGCCAGAAGAAGAGGAUGGAGGGACAACAUCAGGAAGACAAAGACCAUGUUCCCCAGGUUGCGACUGAGCAGACUGAGCCCACAGUCCCUCCCGACUCACCCUCCCAGCUCAACGAUGCAGAAACUGACUUCUGUGAAGUCCAAGCCCCGACUCAAACCUCGAACAGUGUGAUGGAGACAGAGGUGUAGCGGGAAGAGUGGAGGAAGGAUGCUGGUAACGGAGGAGGGGAGUGGAGGUGGUGGAAACAGGGGCCAGUUUGAUAGCCCAGAGCAGACUUCGCCCGCUCCGACCUCCCUCAAAACCCGUGGGACCCUCCCCAGGAUCUGGGAACUCAAUGGGACGGACCUAUCCGCGAUUUAAACAGCCAACCGGGACAGUUGGGCAAUAAAUCUCCUGGAUACAAUUCUUCGGGGUCACUCAAAACUCCCAUGGUUUCAGGGGGAACGAAGUGAGGGGACCCACAGUUUUUGGGGGAGGGGCAGUGAAUGAAAGAUUGUUAA